GCUCCGGGUCCCGGCGGGGACGGCGCCCCCGCCCCGGGCCGGGGGCGCCGGGCGCGGGCGGCGCCGGUGGCCGGAGCGGCUUCGCGGGCGCAGGUCUCGCUUAUCAGCACGUCGUUCGUGCUCAAGGGGGACGCGACGCACAACCAGGCGAUGGUGCACUGGACGGGCGAGAACAGCAGCGUGAUCUUGAUCCUGACGAAGUAUUACCAUGCGGACAUGGGGAAGGUUCUGGAAAGUUCUCUGUGGCGGUCCUCGGACUUCGGGACGUCCUACACCAAGCUCACGCUCCAGCCCGGUGUCACCACGGUCAUUGACAACUUCUACAUUUGCCCGACGAACAAGAGAAAGAUCGUCCUGGUGAGCUCCUCGCUCAGCGACCGGGACCAGAGUCUGUUCCUCAGCACAGACGAGGGGGCCACCUUCCAGAAGCAGCUCAUCCCCUUCUCGGUGGAAACGCUGAUUUUCCACCCCAAGGAGGAGGACAAGGUCCUGGCCUACACCAAGGAGAGCAAGCUCUAUGUAUCAUCGGACCUGGGGAAGAAGUGGACACUUCUGCAGGAGCGCGUGACCAAAGACCACAUGUUCUGGGCUGUGUCUGGGGUGGACGCUGACCCUGACUUGGUCCACAUGGAAGCCCAGGACCUCGGAGGAGGGUUUCGCUAUGUCACCUGCCAGAUCCACAAUUGUUCCGAGAAGACGCUGACGGCUCCGUUCCCCGGCCCCAUUGACCACAGUUCUCUGACCGUGCAGGACGAUUACAUCUUCUUUCAGACAACCUCAACAAACCGGACCAAAUACUACAUCUCUUAUCGUCGCAGUGAAUUUGUCCUGAUGAAGCUGCCGAAGUAUGCACUGCCAAAGGACCUGCAGAUCAUCAGCACGGAUGGGAACCAAGUGUUCGUGGCAAUGCGGGAGUGGUACCAGACGGACACCUACAACCUGUAUCAGUCGGACCCACGCGGCGUGCACUACGUGCUGGUGCUGGAGGACGUGCGCAGCUCCCGGCAGGCGGAGGAGAGCGUGCUCAUCGACAUCCUCGAGGUCCGAGGGGUGAAAGGAGUCUUCCUGGCGAACCAAAAAAUCAAUGGGAAGGUGGUGACACUUAUAACCUACAAUAAGGGCCGUGACUGGGCUCACCUGAGGCCGCCGAGCACGGACAUGAAUGGAAAACCCACCAACUGUGAGCCGCCGGACUGCCACCUCCACCUCCACCUGCGAUGGGCAGACAACCCCUACGUGUCAGGCACCGUGCACACCAAAGACACUGCCCCGGGCCUCAUCAUGGGUGCAGGUAACUUGGGCUCGCAGCUGGUGGAAUAUAAAGAAGAAAUGUACAUCACGUCAGACUGCGGCCAUACCUGGCGGCAGGUGUUUGAGGAAGAGCACCACGUCCUCUACCUGGACCACGGUGGCGUGAUCGCAGCUAUCAAGGACACCUCCAUCCCCUUGAAGAUCCUCAAGUUCAGUGUGGACGAGGGCCUCACCUGGAGCACACACAACUUCACCAGCACCUCCGUGUUUGUGGAUGGGCUGCUGAGUGAGCCGGGGGACGAGACGCUGGUCAUGACCGUCUUCGGCCACAUCAGCUUCCGGUCCGACUGGGAGCUGGUCAAGGUGGACUUCCGGCCCUCAUUCUCCAGGCCAUGCAGGGAGGAGGACUACGGCUCCUGGGACCUCACCGACCUGAAGGGCGACCGCUGCAUCAUGGGCCAGCAGAGAAGUUUCCGGAAGAGAAAGUCCACGUCCUGGUGCAUCAAGGGACGGAGCUUCACGUCGGCGCUCGAGUCCCGGGUGUGCAGGUGCCGGGAGUCGGACUUCCUCUGUGACUACGGAUUUGAGCGCUCCCCCGCCUCGGAGUCUGAUGCCAGCAAGUGCUUUGCUAGCUUCUGGUUUAACCCCCUGUCCCCGCCAGACGACUGUGUCCUGGGCCAGACCUACAGCAGCAGCCUUGGGUACCGGAAGGUGGUGUCCAACGUGUGUGAGGGCGGAGUGGACCCUCGGCAGAGCCCCUCGCAGCUGCAGUGCCCGCUCACGCCGCCCCGGGGCCUGCAGGUCAGCAUCCGCGGCGAGGCAGUGGCCGUGCGGCCCAGAGAGGACGUCCUGUUCGUGGUGCGGCAAGAACAGGGAGAUGUCCUGACCACCAAGUACCAAGUGGACCUGGGGGACGGCUUCAAGGCCGUGUACAUGAACCUCACGCUGAGCGAGGAGCCCAUCCGGCACCGCUACGAGAGCCCUGGUGUCUACCGCGUGUCCGUCAGGGCGGAGAACGUGGCUGGGCACGACGAGGCCGUGCUCUUUGUCCAGGUCAACUCCCCCCUCCAGGCCCUCCACCUUGAAGUGGUUCCCGUGGUCGGCGUCAACCAGGAGGUGAACCUCACAGCCGUGCUGCUGCCCCUGAACCCUAACCUCACCGUCUUCUACUGGUGGAUCGGCCACAACCUGCAGCCCUUGCUCUCCUUGGAGAACUCCGUGACCACGCGGUUUGCAGACACAGGGGACGCGCGCGUGACGGUGCAGGCGGCCUGUGGAAGCUCAGUGCUGCAGGACUCCAAGGUGGUCCGCGUGCUGGACCAAUUCCAGGUGGUGCCUCUGCAGUUUUCCAAGGACCUAGACGCGCACAAUCCCAAUACCCCUGAGUGGAGAGAGGACGUCGGCCUGGUGGUGACCCGGCUGCUCUCUAAGGAGACCAGUGUCCCUGAGGAGCUGCUGGUGACCGUUGUAAAGCCGGGACUGCCCACCUUGGCCGACCUGCACGUGCUCCUGCCCCCUCCCAGGCCCACAAGGAAGAGGAGCCUCCCCAGUGACAAGAGACUCACGGCCAUCCAGCAGGUGCUGAAGGCACAGAAGAUCAGCUUCCUUCUGCGGGGCGGGGUCCGGGUCCUGGUGGCCAUGAGGGACACGGACACAGACUUGCAGAGGCUGGGAGGCACUGGCGGCUACUGGGCGGUGGCGGUCCUCUUGGUCAUCGGACUCUUCGCGGUGGGCGCGUUCAUCCUCUACAAGUUCAAAAGGAAACGCCCCGGGAGGACUGUGUAUGCCCAGAUGCACAAUGAGAAGGAGCAGGAAAUGACGAGCCCCGUGAGCCACGGCCAGGGCGUCCAGAGCGUCAUCCAGGGGAAUCACUCCGGCGUGGUCCUGAGUAUCAACUCCCGAGAGAUGCACAGCUACCUGGUGAGCUGAUGUCCCCGGACGCCCGCGCCCGGGACACUCUCCUCUGCGCCGUCUCAUCCCCGGAGGGCACAGGUGCUGGGACCCGCGCCCCCACAGAAACCUGCAGAAGCACCACUCCCUCCAGCUGUCCCCACGCCCGGUGACAGAUGUCCCCUGUCUUCAGCUCACGCCCGCCCAGCCCACGAGACGCACGGGGGCAGCCUGCGGCCCCCCGCCCCCAAUCCCCCGGACACCAGGCCCACGGCGCCCCCACCCCGACUCUGGGCACUUCUCUGCCCCUGGCCCCCUGCGUGGCUGCCCCUGUUGCUGACACGUCGCCCCAGUCCGAGGCCCGGCCGCCCCGGAGACGGGGCGGCGAGCCUGCCGGGGCUGCCCGUCACUCUGCACCUUGGGCCCUGUCCCCGCACAGGGCGCCCGCAGAGGGCGCCGGAGUCCUGCUUUCUUGCUCAUCACCCCCAGGAGGGCGGCUCCUACCCGCAUGGCCUCCUAUCUCGGGCACCCUCCAGAAUCCAGAAAGCCUCCGCCCCAGGCCCUCCCAACACCGCCCUCCGCUCCUCCCUCUGUCUGCCUCCUUUUAAACUGCAGAUGAUGUAAACACCUCUCUGGGCGGGGCAGCGGCCAUCCGCAGAACCCCCUUCUCGGAACCAUGUUUCUCGAGGGCCCAGCUCCCCUGCGUCUCCUGGCUCCGCUCCAUCCCUGGGGCCCAGAGGGCCCAGCGCUCUCCCAGCUUGCCCUCACCGGCCCCCUGGGGCCCUCACGCUUCCCGGACUCCCUGCCCACUGCCAGGGUCUCCUCCUCUGGCGGGCGUGGCAGGGCCCCCCCCAGAGAUGCGCAAGGGUCCUGUGCUUCCCAACAGUUUGAGGACCCCGAGUAGGAGCCCCCAGACCAGCCAUGGUUUCAGAUGGCAGACGGGAAGGGCCAUCCAGGAGUGCGCCCCUCAUUCUGAAGAUGGAGGAGUUGAGGCCCAGAGAGGGCGUGAUUUUCCCCAAGUCACACAGCAAGACCAUAGCAGAGGUGCCCCAGGGACUAGCACUCUGCCCCCCCCCCCCCCCCCCCACCCCGUGCAGCGAUUCUGCUCACUCACAGAUGCCUAGAAUCAGGGACGCUAGCCUCAGUCUACACAUGUGAAUAUAUGGGGGGAGAUGUUCACCUUUUGCCUUGAAACCGGAAGUCAGUAUUCUCCUCCCUCCCUCCCUCCGCCCCUCUGCCUCUCCCUGUCCCUCUCCCCUCCUUGCCCUCCCUCCACCCCUCCUCCUCUCCCCUCCCAGGCAGGGCUCUCCGUGGCUCAGGGCCUUUCCCUAGGACAUGGGGACACCAGAGCCCUGGCUAGGUGCUCCCUGGCUGCUGGUGAGUCCAGAAUGAAGCCUAGCAGGGCAUUACCCCACGUCCCCUAGAAGAGGACCAUGGCCUGCAGGAGGGGAGGCCCAGGGAUGCACCCUCACACCCACAACAGCCCCCUACUUUGCAGGAGUCCCUCAGUCUUUGUGUGUUACAAAUAGGGACUCAGACUGUGGGGAGGAAGGGGUCACAGUGCGUCACAUGCCAGGUGGAGGAGGCCACCUGCUCACCAGCUGGGGCUCCUGGGCCCCGCUCCAGAGGUCACCCUGUAAGUUGUUCUCAAGACCCUCCUUGGGGAAGGGCUGGGGCCCGAGGACCCGGGGACAUGUUUGCUGGUGCGGUCGGUGUGGGAAGAGGCCGGGGUUCUCCGGACCUUUGCCACCACCUCCCCCAGCCCGUUAGCAGUCUCCAAAGACAAGUUAGGGAGCCCUGUGUCCUGCCGUCCGCCCCCACCAGCCUGCCCUAUGAGCGUCAGACACACAGGGUCAGACACCUGUCAGCACCAUCCAGGUCCAAGGUCAAGGUCAGCAUGGAGUCCCCCUGGACACAGUCCCCCACCCUCCCCCCAGCUCGCCAGUGCCUACGGGUGACAACCCUCUGACCUUCUUUGACCACUCGACUUCAUUCUCUCUGCUGUUUGGGUAGGGUUAUUGUUGUUUUCUUUUUCUCCCUUAGUUAUUUGUGUUUUUCUUGUAUUUUAUUAUUUCUAUUAAGAGUAUUUUGAGUGUGUGGACCCAAGAGCCCGGGAAUCAGGUGGCAUCUGGCAUAACCUUAUACGUGUCCAUCCCCAUAACCGUAUAGAUCAACAUGGAUGAUCCGGGUGUACGUUUGCGGUCCUGCACAUUUGCUGGACAGGUGUCUACAGGCGCCCGGGACCACGCUGUGGUCUGCCGUGGGCAGCUAACGCUUCACUCCACCGGGCCAGACCUGUACUUGGUACAUGCAUAUAACAAAGAUGCGAAAAGUUCUUUCUUAUUUUUCCUUUAUAAAAUCAAUAAAUCAUUUGUGAUGCUUUUAACAAAGAUUAAAUGAAUAUA
Neomonachus schauinslandi (Hawaiian monk seal) is the source of this 5546-nucleotide messenger RNA. RefSeq names its product sortilin related VPS10 domain containing receptor 2 (gene SORCS2). Lineage: Eukaryota; Metazoa; Chordata; Mammalia; Carnivora; Phocidae. The record is from RefSeq and is a predicted model, not a curated record. The annotation marks the transcript as partial. Gene Ontology annotation, cellular component: membrane. Gene Ontology annotation, molecular function: protein binding. The transcript is spliced from 27 exons.